Molecule: messenger RNA, 1968 nt
Organism: Lucilia cuprina (Australian sheep blowfly)
Lineage: Eukaryota; Metazoa; Arthropoda; Insecta; Diptera; Calliphoridae
Exons: 5
Coding region: 1-1968 (655 amino acids)
Source: RefSeq, a predicted model, not a curated record
AUGAAUAUUAUUUCCUACAUAGUCUAUGGUUUUGCAACUCGUCUAUACUUUACUUACGCAUUGAAUAUAACAAAAAGACACGAUAUAAUACUGCCAGUUCAUCUCGGAAAUUAUGAUUUAGAAUUUGUUUUCAACUUUACACGCUAUCUACAUCGAACACAUCGUUUUCAUAGUUUUAUAGCUUUCAGUGAAAAGCGUGAAUACAAUAGAGCGGAACAUGUUAUUGUAAGGCCACUGGAACAGGCUCUAAUGGAAGAGUUUCAAGUACCAGUAGUGGUAUGGGGCAGAAAGUCUACAGCUAAGUUACGUUAUCGUAUUGGUGUUAACAAUUUGAUAUUUGUUUAUAUAUCAAAAGUUGAUGAUCCUAUACUCUCUGUGGUUAGUAGGACUCUGGAAGGUAUACACUAUAUGCCAAUGGUUUUCAUAUUCAAAAGAAAACAUAAUCGUCCGCCCACAAUGGAGGAAAUACAAUCAAUUUUUAAAUGGUGUUGGCAGGAGAAUAUAUUAAAUGUGGCCCUUACUUAUCAGAUUAUGCAUAGAAAAUGGAGUUAUAUAGAUAAUGCCAUGAGAUUGGAUAUAAAAAAUGAGGUUUUCAAUUAUACACCAUUUCCAAAGCUAACAAUUUUUAAUGCCACCGAACAGGCCUAUAAACAUGAGGGUUCAUUUAUUAAUGAUGAUCUAUUAGAUGUACAGGGUUAUAGAUUUUCAACACCCAUGUUUAUGGAUUCACCAACAGUGUUUCUGACUCACUAUGAAAAGCAUGGCAAUAAACGAGUAUUACUUUUUGUGACUGGUACCGCAGCACGCACCUACCAUGAAUAUAUACAUUAUAUUAAUGGCACUCUCAAUGUAAAGCCCACCCAUAACCUAAAUAUUGGCAUACAUCCAUAUUCUUCACUACUGCCUUAUGCUCAUCUUACCGAGGGCAGUUAUCCUGUCGGUUUAACCAAUGCCUGUGUUAUAGUGCCAGUAAAAGCAGAAAUUGCUCAUGGCCAGUAUAUACUAAGAGUAUUGCCCACGUUUAUUUGGUUGGUAUGGAUAGGAGAACUAUUGGCACUUUUCAUCUUACAAUGCGUACAUUUGGGACGUUUGGAUAUUGGCAGUGGUAUUAUUUACUCCUUUCGUACGCUUAUGUCUCAACCUUUAAAUGUACAAGAGUUUGAAAAACGUCGUGGUUUAUUAAGAUCUCUACAUCUAUUUGUAAUACUCUUAAGUGUUUUGGUUAAUUCGGGUUUUAGUGCAUCACUCACCUCUAUACUAAGCACCACCCUGGUGGGUAAACAAAUCACUAGUGUGGAAGAUCUCUUACAAUCAGGUUUACAAAUAAUGACUUCUAUCUAUGAAAAAGAAGUAUAUUUUGAUCAAAAUCUUUUACCUUCCACACUUAAACCUAUUUUACAUAUAGUCAAUGAAUCCGAGCUGGAAGAACACAAAGACAACCUAAACACCUCCUAUGCCUAUGUGGUCAAUAGUGAAGAAUGGGGUAAAUAUGAUUUUCAACAACAAUUAAUGUGGCGUCCACGAUUUCGUAUUGCCCAUACUAAACAUCUAUGUACAGUCCAACAGUAUUUACGUUUUCCACUACAAUGGGAUUCACCCUUUAUACAGAGUCUUGAAAUGUUUAUUAUAUAUACCACCGAUUCUGGUCUAAGACAAGCCUGGUCACACUGGAGCAUCUAUCAGGCUACACGUAUGAAAUUGAUUAAAAUUUGGAAACCUGAAGAGGAAAAAGAUGAAAAACCUUUUAGUAUCAGUCAUUUUAUAACAAUUAUUUUUAUUUAUUCUGCUUUUAUGCUGGCGGCCAUUUUAUGUUUUAUGGGUGAACCCGCCCAACAACAGAAUCAACAGCAACCAUUGUUGAAUAAAUCAAAUGAUGAUUUAAGAAGAAAACGCCCAGAAGCAGCACGGCCAAAUCAUAUUCUAUUAUUCACCAUUAUAAAUCCCUUUUAUCCCAUUACAGUUACUUAG